Molecule: messenger RNA, 2513 nt
Organism: Linum tenue
Lineage: Eukaryota; Viridiplantae; Streptophyta; Magnoliopsida; Malpighiales; Linaceae
Source: the annotation of a GenBank genome assembly
GAAAGAUAUUACAGAAAUCAUCCAAAAACAAAUGAAAUUUUGGCUUUCAGUCGCAGAAGGAAAGAUCUGGUUAGGUGGAUUCUACGGUCGGUCGAUCGAUCUUUUCACGCCACUGUAUCAAGAACUUGGCCGGAGAAACACAUCCACACAGAUUUCCCUUUUUUCUCUUGAUUCAUUUCACCGUGUGUCAGCCUCAGCCCAGCCUCCGUCCCCAUCCCAGCUGUACGCUUUUUUUGGCACCAUAAAAAAGCCCCAUUUCCCCGUCUCUGUUUCUCAUACUCUGUUUCGUAUGCUCCCGUCUCUGUUUCUCUUACUCUGUUUUUUUGGCUCCACGCUUGUCGUUUCAAACCACACCCACCGACCGCCAUCGCAGGAAGAAAUGAAGAGCCACUUCGUUCUGGUUCACGGAACCGGCCACGGCGCCUGGUGCUGGUACAAGCUCGUCACUCUGCUCGAAUCGGCAGGCCGCCGAGCCACGGCCCUGGACCUCGGCGGCAGCGGCAUCGAUCCCCGGCGGCUUGACGAGGUCUCCUCCAUCUCCGAUUACGUCAGCCCGCUGGUGGGUUUCCUCGCCGGUCUCCCCGAGGAAGAGAAAGUGAUCCUUGUGGGUCAUAGCUACGGCGGGAUCGCCAUCUCUCUGGCCAUGGAGAAGUUUCCCGGUAAAGUCUUGGUGGGUGUUUUCGUCACAGCGUUGAUGCCCAACUCCACUUCCCCACCGGCGAAUGUAGUCCUUGAGUUCUUCAACCGGACGCCGGCGGAGGCAUUGAUGGAUUCGCAGGUCCGUUUCGCGGAUGGGCCUGACAGCCCACCAACUUCGGCCAUAUUUGGCCCACGUCACAUGGCGACGAGUCUCUAUCAGGAGAGCCCACCCCAGGAUCUGGAACUGGCGAAGUUGCUGGCGAGGGAGAACGGAUUGUUUUUGAAGGACCUGAGUCAGGAAUCUCUGCUAACAGAGAAUAGAUUCGGAUCUGUGAAGAGGGUUUUCAUUGUAGCUGAAGAGGAUCAACUUAUGAAGAAAGAUUUACAGGAAUGGUUCAUUCAAAAAAGCCCACCCAAAGACGUGAAGUUCAUCGCAGGAGCUGACCACAUGACAAAACCCUUCUUCCUCCUUCCUCUACCAGAGUUGAAUCUCAAGCUCAAGAUGCCAUUGACGGAAAUCCUCGCCGUGACUGACAAUUUCAACCCAAAGCUUCUAAUCGGAUCCGGCGGAUUCGGGAAAGUAUACGAAGGCAAGCUCGCAAACGGAGUGACAGUCGCGGUGAAGAGAAGCGAAUCGGGUCACGGACAAGGCCGACCCGAAUUUCAAACAGAGGUUUUAGUCCUCUCCAAGAUCCGCCACCGCCACCUCGUCUCCUUAAUCGGGUACUGCGACGACGGCGCCGAGAUGAUCCUCGUCUACGAGUUCAUGAAAAACGGAACCCUCAGAGACCAUCUCUACAGAUCCGACGAUGAUGAUUCCAGUUCUUCUCCUCCCUCCUCCGUGGCUUCCACCACCACGAUGCUGAAUUGGAAGCAGAGGCUCGACAUCUGCAUCGGGUCGGCCAAAGGCCUGCACUAUCUUCACACCGGAUCCGACGGGGGGAUUAUUCACAGGGACGUCAAGUCGACGAACAUCCUGCUGGACGAGAAUUUCGUCGCGAAAGUGGCCAAUUUCGGACUCUCUCAGGCGGGGGAGGGAAAGAAGAAAAAGGCGGCCCAUUUCGUGCUGGUCCACGGCGCCUGCCACGGAGCUUGGUGCUGGUUCAAGCUCAAGCGCCUCCUCGAAUCGUCCGGCCACCGCGUCACCGCCGUGGAUCUGGCGGCUUCGGGGAUCGACGGCGAGGCGAUUCACCGGGUCCCCACUUUCCGUCACUACACGCAGCCGUUGCUCGACGCUCUGCAACCGGCGGCCGGCGGCGACGACGAUGAAAGGGUUGUUCUUGUUGGGCAUAGUUCUGGCGGCCUGAGUUGCGCCCUGGCUAUGGAGACAUUCCCGGGGAAGAUUGCGGAUUUGGAGCUGGCGAAGGCGGUGGUGAGACCGAGCUCUCUGUACUUGCACGAUCUGAGCAAGGCAGAGAAGUUUACAGAGGAAGGAUACGGUUCGGUACGCAGAGUCUUUGUGAUUUGCAAUGAGGAUCGAGCGAUAAAAGAAGAGUACCAGAGAUGGAUGAUUGAGAAUUUCGUCGUCGAAAGAGUGAUGGAGAUCAAGGAAUCGGAUCACAUGGCUAUGCUUUGUGAACCCAGGAAGCUCUUCGAUUGUCUUUCUGAGAUAGCAGAUAAUUACUCUUGAUCGGUGGUAGUAUGACAAUUUUCGCAAAGGAUUACGCGAAGAGGAAGGGCCAAAAAAAACUUGCAGUUUUUAUAGCGGCUCAAACUGAUUUAACAAUACCAGGUUACACAUCGCUCAACUUUAAAUAAACAGAGCUUAUAAAACGAAACUUGAAACGUCUUUUUCUUGUUAUGUUUCUCUUCGAGCAAUCCCGAUCAACCGAGAAUUUCUUCAGCUGCUUCAUCCUUUCAGUUUGAUACGGUAU